CACGUACAAAGUGGUAAUCCAGCACAAAGUGGUGAGUUUGGGCAUGUAAAACAGGGUUCUAAGCCAUACACGUAGUGCUGUAAGUCGUACAGCAUCGCCAAGAUUAUACAGAAGGGAAAGGAGCCAAGACAUCCCAGCAGACAUGACCCAAUCAGCGAUACUCCGACUUGGCGCUCGAUUGGGAAACUGUAGGUUGCUUCUAAGAUCACCUAAGAUAUCAAGUUCGUUCUUAAGUAAACGAGAUAGCAAGAAGCAAGAGGCUCGUAGAAUCUGCGUCGGAGUAUGCAACAGGCUUGUAGGAGAGUGCUGAGCUGCGAUAAGGAUUCCCAAAAAUGAACUUUUGCAGUGAGAUGCAGAUUGAGAAAUUAGGGUUUGUUGGCAAAAGUUUGGUACAAAUAUUAGAUGGCACGCGUUCGGUGAAAAUUUAGAGGAGAAAGUUAGCUGAAACUAACCUUGGCUGAUUGGGUGACUACGGUACGACUUUGUAUUUGUUUAUGUACAUAUAAUAUAAUGACCAUGUUUUGGAAUACAACUUGUCAACCAUUCUUCCUCUAGCAAGAAGGAGAAGCCAUGACAGUCGUUGAGCUCCUCUCCCUCUUCUCAAUUCUCUUCAUCGUAUUUCUUCUUCUCCGACCCCUCUCUGCCUCCAAAUCCCAAACCCUACUCCCUCCAAGCCCCUUUGCCCUACCCAUCAUCGGCCACUUCCACCUCCUCAGCCCUCUCAUCCACCAAUCCUUCUACAAACUCUCCCUCCAGUUCGGCCCUUUAUUCUAUCUCCGCCUUGGCUCUGUCCCAUGCAUCGUCAUUUCCUCCCCAGACCUCGCGAAAGAGUCCCUCAAGACCCACGAGCUCUCCUUCAUAUCCCGCUUCCAGUCCAUCUCCAUUGAGCGCCUCACCUACAACUCCUCCCUUGCAUUUGGACCCUAUGGACCUUAUCAUAAAUUCAUCAAGAAGCUCAGCCUGAACGAGUUUCUAAGCAGCCGUAGCGUCAGCAACUUUGCUUCGAUUCGAACCCAAGAGUACGUAAGGCUUUUGAGGCUGUUGGCCAAGAAAGCUGAGAGUGGUGAAGCAGUUAAUCUCACUGAGGAGUUACCAAAGCUUUCCUACAAUGUGAUCGCAAAAAUGAUGUUGGGGAAUUCUAAGGGGUCUAGUAGUGCUGAAGGCAGAGACGAGGAGGCUAGGCUUGUGGUGAGAGAGGUAACAAGAAUUUUUGGGGAGUUUAAUUUGUCAGAUUUUGUUUGGUUCUGCAAGAAGCUGGAUUUGCAGGGAUUUGGAAAGAGAAUUGAAGACACUCAUCGGAGAUUUGACGCGUUGGUGGAGAAGGUUAUUUCAGAACGUGAAGAACUGAGAAAGAAAAACAUGAAAAAUGAAGGAGGCAAUGGUGGCGAGGAGGUGAAGGAUUUUCUUGACAUUUUGCUCGAUAUACUGGAAAAAGGGAGUGCAGAGUGUGAGGAGGUGGAAUUUACAAGAGUGCACAUCAAGGCCUUAAUCAUUGAUUUCUUCACGGCAGGUACAGAUACAACCGCCAUUUCAAUGGAGUGGGCACUAGCAGAGCUCAUCAACCACCCGAAGGUGCUGGAGAAAGCAAGGGAGGAGAUUGAUCGAGUCGCUGGGAAUAGACGGCUAGUUGUAGAAUCAGACGGUCCAAACCUUCCAUACAUACAAGCCAUCAUAAAAGAAACACUGAGACUGCACCCAUCUGUGCCUAUGAUCCCAAGAAAGAGUGUACAAAAGUGUAACAUUGGAAACUAUGUGAUCCCAGAAAACACAAUGCUAUUUGUGAAUGCUUGGGCCAUUGGAAGGGACCCAAAGUAUUGGGAAAAUCCUUUGCACUUUUACCCUGAAAGAUUCUUAGCACCACUCAGUGGUGGAGGAGAUGGAGCGAGUGCAUUAGAUGUUAGGGGGCAACAUUUUCAGCUGCUUCCGUUUGGGACUGGGAGGAGGAUAUGCCCUGGUUUAAACCUAGCCCUGCAAAUGCUGCCAGCCCUACUUGGUGCAAUGGUUCAGUGCUUUGAUUGGAAAGUUGUUGGGGUAAAUCAAAAGCAUACGAACGGUGAUGAACGUGUUCUGGAAAUGGAUGAACGGCCAGGAGUGACAACUCCACGAGCCCAUGAUUUGAUUUGUAUUCCAGUGGCACGUUUUGAUCCCGAGUUUUAUCCUUAACCCAUAAAGCAGGUGAGCAGAUUGUAAAUGUUUGAAGACUCUGAUCAAAAAGAAGUUUGAGGACUUGAAGAGGGUGUCAAACUUAUUGGGCAAAUUUACCUUUUCUAUUUACAAUUACAUGAAAAUGGAUAAAUAAUGUUAUUUCUAUUCUUAAAAGGGGUGCAAGAAAAAACUCUCCUUCCGUGAGAGACAUUUUCUCCUCUGUGAGAGUUUUCUUUUCCCCUUUGGUGAGGGUCUUCAUCUUGUCUACCUUCUUAGGCGCCGACUCCGACUUCGGCUGGAGUCGGUUGCCUCCUUUCCUUUGCUUCUUCUGUUUUCUUCUCUUCUGCCCUUCUCUGCUGUGUUCUUCUCCUCUUUUCUUCUACUACUUCCUCCUGUUUGUUUCCCAAUUUGUUUUGUCUCUUACCCCGCUGGUACGCCUCAUUCUUGUUUAUCCUUGGUUCGAUUUUCAGCCAUGUUUCCUAUUGAGAUUGUGUGUAGAGCUCUAGUGGCUCGGGUGUUUCCAGCACCACCACUUUCUUGUUGCUAUCUGCCUUUUUCGAUAGUGUUGUUUGUGGGUCUUCACGGAUUUCAUCUUGAUAGUUGGCUUCUUUGUCUUUGUUGCUGGCUAUCCUUACUCUAUGGAUGUGCUCGCGGAGCAGAUCGGAAUUGGAUGGUGCAUUUGAUGAGGUGUUGCUUGGUUGUGGGUGAGGAUUAGAGCAGAUCGGAAUUCUCUAUGGUGGCAGAAGUAGUGGAUCUUUCUAGUUGCUGUCUGUUAUGUUUUGCCUUUUGGGCCGGCUUUGUUUGUUUGGCCCUUUUGUUUUUCAGUUUGUGUUUGGCCCUUUUGCUUGUUUAUAAGUUAAUUUUGGGCUCGUGGGUUGUUCCUUUGUUUGUGUUGCUUUUUAGCGUUUAUUUUGAUAACAAAUAACAUUCUCAUGAUUGUUUGAUUUAGAGAAUCAUAAUAUAAUAAAGAUAAUGAAUUAUUCCCAUUAUGAUGUUUGUGUGUGGUAAAUGAUGUCACUAUAUCAUUGAAAUGGAUGAAUAACUUUUUACAUGUAAGAAACCAACCCCUGCCCUUAUCUGUCUCUCUCAUUAAGUCAUAUGUCACCCUAUUAAGUUUUCAUUUUCGACCCAUAAAAAUCAUAAUAAGUACUUUUAUGAUUAAGGCUUACUUAAGCCUCAUGUACAUUACAUGAAGUCUCACUUUAUUUCUACAGUUUGUCAUGUCUCACUUUGUUUCCUGUACUCAUCCAUUGUGUUUCACUUAACUCUAUUUCUUUAAUUGGGUCAAAGAGACGUUAGUUUGGUUGAUUUGACAAAGGCUCUUUGAUUUUUUCAGUCAAUUUUUACAUUUGGGAUAUCUUAAACCAUAAAAAUUACCCUAUGUGAUUCUCAAAUUUCCUUCUUAGCAACCCUAAACAAUAUUAUCCC
Pyrus x bretschneideri (Chinese white pear) is the source of this 3573-nucleotide messenger RNA. Its product is annotated as licodione synthase-like. Gene Ontology annotation, cellular component: membrane. Bases 571 to 2163 code for a protein of 530 amino acids. The record is from RefSeq and is a predicted model, not a curated record. The transcript is spliced from 2 exons. Gene Ontology annotation, molecular function: oxidoreductase activity, acting on paired donors, with incorporation or reduction of molecular oxygen, NAD(P)H as one donor, and incorporation of one atom of oxygen; heme binding; iron ion binding. NCBI's taxonomy places the organism in Eukaryota, Viridiplantae, Streptophyta, Magnoliopsida, Rosales, Rosaceae.